Molecule: messenger RNA, 987 nt
Organism: Fundulus heteroclitus (mummichog)
Lineage: Eukaryota; Metazoa; Chordata; Actinopteri; Cyprinodontiformes; Fundulidae
Product: bolA-like protein 3
Exons: 4
Coding region: 120-455 (111 amino acids)
Source: RefSeq, a predicted model, not a curated record
AAAGAAGAAGAAGAAUCCGUCAUUUUCCGGGGACGACGUUGUUUGGGGGACAUGACUUACUGACUGACUGCUGUGGGGAUUAUCUAAACUUCUCUGAAAGUGACUCUCCCUGAUCCGCCAUGUUGGCCUGUACGCGUCUGUGCAGCAGCACCGUGUUCAGCGCUUUUCGCAGCAGCCCGGUAGCUGCUGUCUGUCAGCUCCAGAGAGGCUUGUCCUCACAGACAGACGGAGAGGAGCGCAUCGCAAGCGUACUGAAGGAGAAGUUCCCUCAGGCCUCCAAGCUCAAAGUGGUGGAUAUAUCAGGUGGCUGUGGAGCCAUGUAUGAGAUCCAUAUAGAAUCCAGUGAGUUCAAAGGGAAACGGACCGUUCAGCAACACAAGUUGGUCAACCAAGCCCUGAAGGAGGAGAUCCAAGGCAUGCACGGCCUGCGAAUAUUCACUGAUAUUCCAAAGUAGUAAAAACCAAAGCAUAAAGGACCUUCCUCUUCUGGCUCACAGCCCCUUUUACUUUGUCACCUAGCAAGAACACAGACUCAGCAAGCUUGCUGUAUCAUUUAGCAAAUGUAUUUAAAACAAACAGUUUAAGCGUCAUCAGCAGAAAUGUAGUUAUGACCGGUUCAGAGUAUAGAUGGGAAACACAUGAACAAUAAGAUAGUACUAAGGUUUUUUGUUUUUUUUGGAAAGAAUGAGAUAUCUUCUACUUGAGAUUUAAAACCAGUGACAGCUGUAAUACGCACAAAAUGACUUGUAAAAUGUUAAUUCAUGAUCAAGUCAGUAUUCUUCCCUGGUUGGGGGGUCUCUCAGGCUCACGACUACCUGAAAUCAGCUACAAACCCUUGCUUUAAGCUAGUUUCCCACUAAUGGGAUCACAAUGUAUGUACAGUUCUGUUAAAGCUGAUUUAUUUUAACAUGCUGUGUAACAAAGAGUUGCCCACAAACCGUGUGCUUUUCUUCCAAAUGGAAGUUGUAAUUAAAAGCGGUGGCUUUA